GAUUAUACGAAUACAGUUGUAUUGUGUUUCACGACUUUAAAUUAAGUUAUGUUGUGUUGGUGUUUCGUGUGGUGUAGCCUUGACAUUAAUUCGACUCACUUCCUCUUUCGAAAUCGAAAGUGCACAGGAAAGAAAUUACCAAAAUUGCCAAUAUAAAUGGUUUUAUUAAUCGCUACACUGCAAUUUUAGUAUAUAGAGUACGUGAUUAUUGAUCGUCAAAUGGAAUAAAACAAACGUAUUCAGGACAUUAUUGUUAAAAUGGGUGACCAAGAAGAAAUUUCAACUGAUGGUAUUGAUCCUGAAGCGCUUGAAAGUGCUCGCGUUUUACAGGCAGUGGCAAAGGAGAUUACAAAUAAUGAAGAUCAGUCUAAACAAUUAAAAUUAAUAGUUGAGACAAUAGCAUAUGAGUCACUUAAGGAAGAAAGGGAUUAUCUGGUUUUGACAGAGAAGACGAGAGAGUUUGUUGACAGUCUGGGGUUUACGGACCCGUUUUCAGUCAGUAAGACCAAAGAUGUAAUUAACAUCCUACUUUUGAUGUGGAAUCAUACAAAUGUCACUAGAUAUGUUUUGAAAAGUGUUUACAAUGUGAAUAUCGCUUCGACAGCGGACGAGAUGAUAGAUCAGUUUCCGAGUGAUCUUAAACAGCUUGAUGCCCAGUCUGCUGAAAUUUUUGCCAAAGCUCUUAAAGAUGGCUCCGAAAGCGUGAAAAAUAUCCGCCUUAUGGUCGUUGGCAUGUUUGGUGUGGGAAAAACGUCCCUUGUUAACAAUCUGAUCAAAGAUUUAAGGGAUGAAAAUGUAAUUCCCGUCAGCACCGAAGGUAUUGACCUGCGCAGAUGUCAACUAAUGAAAAAUGGGGAUUGGCGUUUAGAUAAAGAACACAAAUCAGCAAAAUAUAAGGAAAGGUAUAUAACGGCUUUUAAGGAAGCAUUAGAAAGUAAGGAAAUAGAUGUGCCUUUGACUACACCGAAUACCAUAGACGUGCCCGAGGAAAAAGAAAUUGAAGUCGACAAUGUGAUAACUGAAGAAAAACUAGUUCCUUUGGAAACAAUAAGUCGACAUGUUGAAAAACAUAAAGAUGAUGCAGGGAUAAAAGAGUAUUUGCCUCUGGUUCACGAUAUACAGGAUUUCAACGGGGAUGAAAAUGUCCAACCACCCGUCCCUGUGGAACAAAAAACAAACACUACUGUAUCAGUUUGGGAUUUUGCAGGACAGACGCUUUACUAUUCUACUCACCAGUUUUUCCUAAAUAAGAGGUCUAUAUACCUUGUUCUAAUGGACAUGACAAAGGGUUUGAAUGAAAAUGUUAAAGAAGAAGAACUUAGUGGAACAUGGUGUGGAUUGAAUCAGGAAUGUACCUAUUUAGAUGUAUUUAAGUUUUGGCUGAAUGCAAUCCACAUGUACAGCGGAUAUAAAUCCAUGUCAAGCGAAAUCAAUCCGACCGUUAUUUUAGUCGGUACACGUAAAGACGAAAUGAAAGGGACAGACGAUGACAAAGAGAUUCAGAAAGACAAGUACUUUGAACUUGCACUUAGACCAUUUGAACGAUCAUCGAUCGUACAACAUAUUCAUUACAAGAAAUUUCUUGCGAAUAAUUUAUCUCCGAAGGAUUCUGUUUUUGAUGAAAUACGAAAGGAAAUUAAAUGUUUGGCAAAAGGGCAAGAUUAUUGGGGUGAAAUAUAUCCUGUUAGAUGGAUCCAGAUGGAACAGUCUAUUGACAGACUAAGAGACAGCGGAGAACAAGUAAUUAAUAUGGAAGCAAUUAAUGAGGCAAAUCAGUCCCAUAUGUGCCCACUAUAUGAAAAAGAACUUUCCCUGUUUUUGAAAAUUCAGCACAGGCAUGGCAAUAUCCUGUAUUUCGACACAGAACAUCUAAAACAUUUGGUUGUUCUUGCUCCUCAAUGGAUCAUUGAGGUAUUCAAGUGUUUUAUCACGCAUAAAAGAAAUAAAAACCCAAAACUGUCAGAAUAUUGGAGAACAUAUGAAGAUCUUGCUAUUCUCAAACCAGAAGUUUUCAAUGAAAUUAUGGACAGUAGUCCAAAAGAUGUUAACAAAAAUAGAGACCAUAUUUUGGAGUACAUGGAGUACCUUGAUGUUAUGGCUAAGCCCUUAAAAUUUGAGGAUGCAGAGGGCACCAAUGAACAAUCUGAUGCAGCUGGAUAUUUGAAUCCCACAUUUUUAGAAUUCCAUAUUGUGCCAUGUCGACUGAAGAACCCGCCACCUCCAAUAGCCCAAUUUACUGCGCCGGAACAUCGCGAGAAAACACCAGUUUUAUGUUUUGUAUUUGUUGACAAUUUCAUGCCACCAUCGUUUUUCCACAGACUUGUUGCUGUAUGUAUUCGCACUUGGUGCAUCAGCAAAGAAAAUGGACAGUACCUGUUGUUCAAUGGACUUGCCGUGUUUGAAAUGGGUAAAACAAGCUUUUUGACAAUCUGGUACAAAGAUCACAUAAUUUAUGCAAGAAUAUCUUCUUGUUCCAAAGAAUGUACACUUGAACUCGAGUUCAAGUUGUGUGAAGAAGUUCGAAUCAAACUCAGAGAAAGUUUGCAUAAUUUUGUCGGUCAAACACUGGAGAAGCCCAGGACACCUACAGGAUUUGAAGAGUACAUUCAAUGCCCAAAAAUAAAAAAAGAUUCUUUGUACAAUGUAGGCCUGUUCAGGUUAGCUGACUUCAUGUAUAAUCGUGAAUUAACUUGUAAAGACUGUUUGAAGUGCCAUGCAGUUGGAAGGGAAGAGGUAAUGAGCUACUGGUAUAAAGAGCAAUUGGACCGCCUAGAUAAUGACGAUGGUUUGAAUGAACCAGCAGAGGAAAGUGAUCUAUUGCGGGUUGCCAAGUUCAUUGAUAAAGAAUUCUGGUUGUUGGGUAUUCAACUUGAUUUAAAAGAUGCCGAAAUGAACAAACUGUAUGAAGACUGUGACGGACGAAAGGACCGUCGUACAUUCGUUUUCAGGUAUAUGGUAAUGUGGAAGAAAAAAGAAGGGAAGAAGGCAACUCGGCAACGUCUCAACAGGGCAAUACACGCUGCGCGUCUGAAUUUCUCAAAUGAUGAAAUAACCCCAGUUACCUUUGAUUCAAAAAAGACUUAGCGAGAAUAGUGAACAUUAGGAAUGUUCUAUGUUGUAUUUUCAUGUGAAAACUAUGUGUUACUAGGAGUUUAAGUUGACGGCGUGUUUGUAGUAUCGAAUUGCAUGUAUACAUUACUGGCUCACUGACAAUACAUUGUUUGUUAAUGGAUUACGUAUGGUGUAAGACGCUAGAGGGCUAGUACGCUCUCAAGUAAGUGUUUAAAUAGUAAAUUCUUAAAUAAAUGCAAAAAUAUACACAUCAGGAGCUCACACGUCGCCAAAGUUCGUACUCGCCCACCCUUUGUCUUUUUACAAUGAGUAUUUAAUAAAAUACAGAGUAAGAAAAUGAACAUGUUAUGAUAUAAUGUUAUUAAUUAGUUGAAUUCAUAUUCGCUUUGUUAUUGAGCUGAAGACGGCCGUAUUGGCCUGAGGCCGCAGGACAAUACGACUGUCGGAAGCUCAAUAACAAAGCCAAAAUGAAUUCAACUAAUUAAUGACAAUUUUAUUAAUUAAUUUUAUAAUAUUAUUCAGCAAGAAACGUUUGCAUUUCACUUUUGAAUUACAGGUUUUUGCUAUUAAAUGAAGUUUUGAAAAGUAGCAAAAUUUCUGUUCUAUACAACUUUUUCCCCCUGUGUAUAUUCCCAUGCAAAAUGCUUUGAAAAUGGUAUGUACACCAAAAUACCUUUUAAGAGAUAUCUUGUUAAUUUAAAACGAAAAUUGAAUAUUGUUGCAAGAGGAAACAAAUGUUCCAUGCAUUUAAUUUCAGAAUAAUUAUUAUUUCAUUAAUAGUGUACUAUGAAGGCGAUAUUACUGAUAAAGCAUAGGAACAAUAGCAUUUAAACUUAGUAUAUGACGAAAGAUGCUUUCAAGACAUUACAUGAUGCAGGAACACAAUUUGACUGGUCACGAAAUUAUGCAAAAUUUACCUGAAUAACAUUUCAGCCACACUGGAUCCACUACCGUUGUUUUUAAUACAACUCAGAAAGACAAUAAGGAUUGAAAACUUACGUAUUGUAAUUAGGAAUUGCAUUUGUAAUGUGUUAAUUCUCCAUGAUUUCGAAUUAGUUUUGCUUUCGGCGCUCAUUGUAGCUUGAAAAUAUUCAAAGUUGAUUUUUAUGUAUAUAUGCUGAAAAAGUGAACCUUACUGUUGUGGUUACACUGCACUAUUGUUAUUUUCGAAAAAGGGAGCUUAAUAUAUUAGGUGCUGAGUGCUUUACGUAAACUGCAAUGUUAUAUUUUUAAAGAUUUAAACUUUUGCCCCAAAACUAAGCAUACAACUUCAAAAUUGUCGAAAUUUUAGAUUCUCAUUUAAGGCCCAAUCGGGAACCCAUCGUCUCUCGGGUGUAUUUGGUGGAAGGAUAUGUCUAACGCAUCUAAGCGAAAGAUAUUACACCGAAAAUAUAGUUUUUAAUGUCAAUAUUGGCAUCUUUAAAUGUUAACAAGUUUGUAAUUAUGUCGUGGGAAUUCAGAUGUACACUUAUUAUUGUUUAAUGAAUGUAAUCUUGAAACAGACGAGCUACAAAACACAUUUUAAUUGUUCUUCUUUACGUGGGGUUUGAACAGUGGGGGCUGCCAUCUUGUUUUGAAAGGUAGUUCCAAUAUGACGUCCGCCUUCGUACAUCAGAGAGACGGUGUGGUGUAGCCCACUGUUCGAAGCGUACAUCAAAAUUAAGAACUUCUUAACUUUAGUGUAAACGUUAUUGGUACGUACUGCCUUGUAAAUUAAACUGUUAUGUAAUGCCAUUUAAACAACCGUGACAAGUUUUAGUAAUUCUCCUUUGUACACAUAAUACAUUUUUGGCACAAUCAUUUAAUACAGAGCUGAUAAAGAGCUAUUUCGGAUUGAAUAUUACUGUAUCAAUAUGUAUCAACAGACUACAAUUAAAGAUAAAAAUGGAAAGACUAUCAAAAUUGUAAAAUUAAGUUGAACAAACAAUGUCAAUGGCACAAUUGACCUAACAGGAUUUUUCAAAUUUAGAAUAGCACAUACAAGUACUCUAAUGUAAAUACAUUAUAAACAUGGUAUUUUUAUGCAAUCAUGGUAAUGUUGAUGCAUUUAACAUAAAAAUAUUGCUGCCUUUCCAAUGUCUUUCAUGGGACAUUUUUACUUUAAAACAUACCACUUUCAAGUCCUUAAAUUACAUAUCAGGAGAUUAAUGGCUCUUUUAUUUCUUACAUUUUUAUUUCUUAUUUUCAGGCAUUUUUUCAACAGCGCGCUCAAAUAUUGUUAAUAGUUUGUCCAUUCUUUCCAUUUUUGCAAUAUGACGAUCCUCUACUUUCUUCAAUGCCUCCUGUUGUCGUUCAUCAAGUUUCUCAAUGUGCUUUAGGAGCUUAUCUUUGUGAGAUGUUUUUCAGUUUCUUUUACGUUUCGACGGACCAGGCAAAUCUGAACUAACAGUAAUGUCAUUGCUGUUUUCCUGACACUUCUCCUUUUCAAUUUCAACAGGUUGAAUUGUUUUUCUUGAAUCAAUGGUAACGGUUGGUCUUGUUGACUGUUUGUGACCGAAUAAUUCGUCAAAGGCAUCUAAGUGCUUCCAAUUGAUGGGUUGGGAACCAGUUUUCAAAGUAUUGUCUUUUACUUCUUUAUAUUUUCUUCUCAUGUUCUUCCAUUUGUUCAUCACUUGUAGUUUUGUAACUUUAACGUUGUUUUCAUUCAUUUUAGAUACUAUUUCUUCCCAACGGACAUCAUGGUUUCUUGACUGUGUGAACUCGAUGUCCAAAGUGCCUCUAAGAUUUUUGAGAAGCUUUUCUUCACUCUCUGUCCAAUUGUGAAUCUGAAAUAACAAUAGUUUUUAACUUCUGCGCUAAGAUGUUACUAAAAAGUUCUGGAGGUACUGAUAUUGUUGGAGAUAUUCUUGUUAAGUUUUCGUGAACAUCAAAUAAAUGAAAAGAACAGACACCAGAACAUGAAUAAUCAGAUUUUGAUUCAUUGUUUUCUCUGCUAGAGUCUGAAUAAUGGUCAAAGCAAACAGUUGCUACACAGGAGUUGCAGAGUAAGAAAUCUAAAUUCUUUUCUCCAAUAUCUUUGAAAAUCUCACAGUUAUACAAUAAGUUGUUAUUAUCCUCAGAUGUGCCUUGGCAUGAUUUGUCUGGACCGUCUUCCAUGCAUUGAUUGGUUGGAGAUGAAGCAUUCACAGGAACAUGGGACACUUUGUUGUUGUUGUUGUUACACGCAGCAUCGAUAAUGGCCUGUCUAGACGCAGGAUCUGUAAAAUGAAAAAUAUGCAUUGUAUCAUAACAAAAAUAGCUCAAAUCAAUUGAUGCGCAAAAAAAUGCAUUCAGUCAAUGUUGUUAAAACAUCAAGACAAACGUUACCAGUUUAUGGUUAAGCCACUUUCAACCCAUGGGUUGUUCAGCCAUCUUCUGACCAUGUUUAAAGGGAUCUUUUCACGCUUUGGUAAAUUGACAAAAUUGAAAAAAGUUGUUUCAGAUUCGCAAAUUUUCGUUUUAGUUAUGAUAUUUGUGAGGAAACAGUAAUACUGAACAUUUACCAUGGUCUAAUAUAGCCAUUAUAUGCAUCUUUUGACGAUUUUAAAACCAAAAAAUUAUAAAGCGUUGCAACGCGAAACGAUUGAAUAAUUUGGAGAGUUCUGUUUUUGUCGUUAAAUUUUGUGAAACUACGAAGAUUGCUUAUAUAAGGUAUAAAAUACAACAAGUAAGCGUACUUGGCGGAAUAGCUCAGUAGGCUAAAGCGUUUUUACUUCAGGACUCUGGCAGGACUCCAGAGGUCACUGGUUCGAAACCCGGUCCGGGCAAUGUUCUUUUCCUUUUUUUAAUUUUGUUCUUGAUUUUUUACUGAUGGCUUUUACGAUCCAAUGUUUACAUUUAUCGAUAUAAAGCAUUUAAUGAAUAAGUUAAAAAAUGCCAAAAUCUGUGAAAAGGCCCCUUUAACACCCCCACGCCACUGGUCAGCGGACAACUGUAUGCAAAUUAUAAAUGAGUCUCCCAUGGCAGACUGUUUAACAUCCUGAAUAUGCUGUUUCUAACAUCCAGAUAUAGUGCCCCGGAAAUUUCAAACUUGCACGGUCACUAGAUUAUCAGGGUACCAAUAGAAAUGUCACCUUGGUCGAGAGUGGUGCACCUGUGGUUAAACUGAUUAAUGCACAGAACCAGUUCAGAGUAGGUCAUUGGGCAUGGUUUUCUACACCAUGCCCAAUGAAGAAAGAUCACUCAAGGAACCUACUUACCAAAUAUCUAAGAUCAAAACAUCUGUGUUAUGAAGUAAAUUUUUAUAGGAAAAAAGGCAAAUUUGUGAUUGAGACUGGUACAUGUAUAUAUUACAGAAAGAAUGGACUCUACACAAAGAUCGCAGGUCAAUAUUUAAUAAUUUGAUACAUUUCCACAAGAAGCGUAUUGCCAAAAGAUUUAAAUUGCGUGACUCAGCCUCAGUCAUACAUUUGUUUAAUAUCUUGUAUUAAACCACUGAUGUAGAUUACAUAUCUAGGCCGUGAUUAAACUUACCACAUUCAUCUGAUAUCAUCCAUUCAGCUAUUGCCCUAUCUAUCAGAACAAUAUUGUCUUCACCAGACUGGCUUUUCACAUUCACCCUUACUCUGAAAGAGACACAAGACAAAACAAGUCAAUUUUUUUUAAACUAAUAAUAUACAUGUAUCAUGGACUACACAUGCCCCUAAUCCCAAACCCACUAGCCGGAAGACAAUAGAUCAUAGCCUAGUCUUAUUUAUAAAACGUGCAUAGAAUUUAGAGAUACUUUUAAUAUGGGAUAAAUUGUUUGCUUUAAAUAUUACUAAAAUAAAAAGUAGUGUCACCAUGUAGGACUAAUCAUAGCCCUAACAACUGAGGUAGCCGGGCACCCAAUCAUGGAUCUACCAAACAUCAAACAAUAAUAUAUGCGCAACUACACUUGGCGGUGAUCAUGCCUAUAAAUUGUAUUUCAAACAUAAUUACAAAGGGAGAACUAGUCUGAACUAAAUUUACCCCAAAACAACCAUUACAGAGCCAUAAUUCGGGGUAUCGGGUCCGUUCGCCCUAGAUACACAUUCGCCCUGGGUCAGUUCGCUCAUACUAUCAUAUGCAUAUUGGGGUAUAAGCAAUUUAUUUUCACACCUGUAAUCAAGUUUGUACCGUAAUUAAUUAAUAUAAUAAGCAAUUAGUGAAAAUUACUGGCCUUUGUUACAAACACGCUUAGCUACAAGUUAAAGAGCGCCGUCUUCUAUGUUUCGGUAACACUUUUUUGUGUGAUAUUUUCAAAGAAACCAAGCUGUUAAUUAUCCCAGUUAAUAAAAUGGAGCUAAAAUAUCUGGUUCUAUUAUUCCAAACAUGGAUAAUGUGUGCAUUUCUUGCAAUUUGGAGGCUUAAUUAUAAAAAAUAAACCCCUAUAUAGUAUAUAGACUAUACUAUAUAGGUGUAUAUUUUUUAUUAUUUAGCCAUUGUAUUACCUUUAUGGAUAAAGUUUCUAACUCCUUUGAUUUGUUUUAUGUACAUCUUUCUAUUAUUUAAAUGCAUGUAUAUAUAUAUUAUAUAUUUAUAAAAAAAAUAUGAAUUUAACAAUAAACUGUUGACGUGAUCACGAUUUUCGUUAUAGUUAUUGCUUCCCUGCUUUCAUAAUAACAUUUAUGGCGAACGUACCCAGGGCGAACAGGAUUUAGUGCGAAUGUGAAUAAGGGUGAACUAAAAUUAGGGCGAACGGACCCGGAUUCAUAAUUCGGCCAAAAAUCAUCCAAACGGAACAUUUAAUUGAUAAUCAUAACUAAUCUUAGUACUUUCUAUGGUAUAUUAUCUAUUUCGACAAGGUUAACUAUAAUCGAUAACGCGAAAUAAUAAAAUUCCACACAUUCAACUUACAGGUUAUUCCCUUCUGACGCCAUUUUGGAUCUUUUACCUACAGCAACCCUGCCUCGCACGUGGGUCGAACUCUAGUUGGGUCAAAAGGUCAUGUGACGUCAAAAUAGUUAAAACUCUUCUCGUUUUGCUGUAACUCUAGUUGAUCGAGUUUACCCUAGUAAGUCAGCUGAACUCGCUCAUUGAUAUAAGGCCGAGUUUUUCCUGGUUUCUGAUUGGCUGAAUCUCGUAUUGGCCGACCUAUUUCCGUAUUGGCCGUGUUUUUCCAUGUCGGCCACCUUUUUCUCGUAUAAGGUGAGUUUCGAGCUUUAUUGGCGAUACUCAACUUGUAUGGGGCGAACAUUUUGAACACAUUCUGGUCUUAUAUUAUAAAGUUAAUUAAUAAUGUGUUUUAUAAUUGUUUAAUUGAGUAAUAUGACCACGAACGAUGAUAUUUACUUUCGACACUUAAAUAUUACAAAUCGCGUGAACUGCAAGGGACAAGUUGUUGACUGAAGUUUGGGUUGUUCUAUCGCGAAAUAUAUUGAAUGCAGAUUAUUAUUAGUUUGUGCAUCGCAGGUGUGAAUUUAAUUUGGACUAUUUUUGUAAAAAAUUAUGUAAAACGAACACCAAUAUUUCUACGUUUACAUUGUACAUAUUUGUUCCUCGCCAGCAUGUGUUGAUGUAUAUUUGCUUCUUGCAGGUAUUUUGCGUUUAAUAUAAGCCUUUAUGCUAUAAUUUAAUGGUAUGAUUUAACAUUAUCAUUUAGUUGUUUUGUGCUUGUUAUGUUUAAAUCAAUGAAUUUUGUUGUUAAUUGUGUGUGCCUGUAUCUUUUAUGAAUGUAUUACGAAAUCGAUGGUAUGUGUAUUAUUUUGACAUCCUUAUAUAAUGUGUGAAAGUAAUCAGUAUGUUAAAGAAUGCUAGAACACAACAUGACUGUUUAUCCUUAUAUCGGGACGUUGUGUAAAUAAGUGGAGUCAUUAAAGUGUUUUUGCUUGUUAACUGUCUAAUUGUCAUCAAAUGCUUACCAGUCACUAUGCACUUGUAUUGUAAAACUUGCAUAUAUCCAAUAAACCUAACUUGUUGUAAAGAUAAACAUGAACAUUCUGGUGGCAAACGAAUAAUAAGCGGAUAUAUAUACUGCUUCUUUGAUUGUUUUAUAUAGUUUGAUUAUAUGUAUACAAUGUUCAUAAUCUUUAUGCAUGAGCAGUUUCAUUUUGUUCUCCUUACAGCGAGAUUAUACGAUUUUGUAUAUGUGUUUAAUUGUGAUACAUGAUAAAAUAUGUCGCAAUAACACAAAAUAGGCAAGAACAAUUAUACUUUGAAGACGAAUUUCAUAAAAUGCAGCAAAGACAAAUUAGCGCCCGAGCCAAUUGUGACGAAGAUAUUUCGUACAUAUUUUCCUACAAUAACCGAAGCAUUCCUCUUUUUAGUUAGUGUCCGUGUGACGUAUGAAUAGAUAUCGUUGCAGGAAUUUUAAAUGAACCGUAAAACUAAAUUUACAUUCACAUCGUACAUGCAUAAUUGACAUGCUUGCGAAUUCGACUGUACAGACAUUUUCGACUUCAGAAUUAAAUAUUUGGCUUAUUUGGCAUUUUUCGAAACAUGUUCUUCUUAACUUAAAUUCUAAUUUAUAUUGAAAUAUAUGUUUAAUACGUUUUACACAUUUUAUAUAAAUUAAUCAAUAUUUGACAAAAUCGUAUGCUCUCGCUUUAAAUUGUAUGUUGUUGGAUUUUUGGAUAUGCUUUGAUUUUACUGUCUUAGAAAUAGUUUUUAAUUGUGACGUGUUUUAUUUAUAGAUUUAUUGGUAUUAUGUAUAAAUGAAACUUCACAAAUUUAUUAAGACAGAUAUUAACGUUUAAGUGUGUGUUUACGAUAAUAUCAACAUUUCAUUUUCUCAAUAAAAAAAACAACACAUGUAUUUGAACAAAAAAGUUAUAUAAAAUAUAAAAGAAAGCGAUUGAUGAGUGUUUUUUUUCAUCUUUGGCAUAAAAGUAGCGGGCCCUUUGGAUGGGAAAUUUUAUGAACAUACGUUUUCAGAUUUGCGGUAUUACGGUCUAUUUUGUUAUAAAACAUUAAUCAAAAUGUUAGAUACAAAUGCUAAAUAAGUUUCUGUCAACUUAAGUUGCUGAAAAUUGCUGGGAUUAUUGACAACCAUUCUUAUGACAUAGUCGUUUUAUUCCAAUUUAAGUCAUCUUUGUUUCAAAAUAAAGCUUACUGAUAGAGGCGAACUUUAGGUUUGUAUAGGGGAAGAAUAUACACCUUUUGAGCUGGGAAAUGAGGCCCAAUUUGGCCCUCAAAUCGGCCCUAAAUAUCGCCGUAAAGGUACCAAACAAUAUAUGUUAUUUAGUCCAACGAAAUACAUCACGACCAAGUUAUUCUUAAUACUAUGCCGAUACUAACACGUACUCCUGUUUGUUGCAGAACCAAAUGAUUAAAGUGUCGUUUAAACAUAUCUUCAUAUGCGUGUUAUAGUGAGGAUUUCCCCAACAGCGCAGAGGCCUUUUAUAUCACUUUACAAAUGAAAAGUAUUUACACCUGCAUUAAUACCUGUAUAUAAACAAAAUACAGUUCAAUAACCUACACUUUUAGAGCAGAUGUCAACAUGACCCAAACUGAACAGGAUACGUGUAUAAUUAAUGGUAUUGUAACAUGUAUCUCGGAGCAGAUAAUGUUUUAAUUGUAAAGAUAUCAUUACUAGAAAUGUAGGUGUGUACAUGAGUAUGUUUUAUUCAAGUACGAGUAGUAAUCACUUAUUUUAAAAUUUCCUACACCCCUAUGCCUUUUACAACAAUGGAAAUGCUUUUAAGUGUGCAUUUUUAUAUGUAGCGAAAUAAUAUUUAUUAAUGCGGAUUUUAUUUAUAUUAUUGGGUCCUAUUGUUUGUUCACAUUCAUGUGUGCACUAUUUUUUUCAUGACUUAUGUAAUGUCUUUUAAAUUAUUUCAGUAUACGACAUAUUAUUGACAUAUUUGCAUGUGCAUGUGUACAUUAACAAUUAAUGUUAAUUCUUAUGCAUAAUUAAUGAUCAUGUGUUGUAGGUUGACCAUGGAAGUGUGAUCGAUACGAUGUUGAAUAUGUUAUGUUUCCGAUAAUUUAUUGGAUAAAAUUAGCUUUAUAUGUUUUGUUAUCAUAUGGUAUUGUGUUUCCAUUAAAACGUAAGUAUGUGUUUAUUGUGCAAGCGGUUUUAGUGUGCCAUGUGCUAAAUGUAUACGAUUGUGAUUGUGCUAUAUAAUAAAUGAAUUUUUUAUGCCCCCGAAGGAGGGCAUAUAGUGAACGCACUGUCCGUCCGUCUGAUCGUCCGUCUGUCCGUCCGUCUGUCUGUCCGUCACACCUUGCGUUUAGGUUUCGAAAAUGCUCAUAACUUCUAUGUCGCUUCAGAUGUAACAUUCAUAUUUGGAAUGCAUGUGUAUAUGGACAAGGCCUUUCCAUACGCACACAAAUUUUGACCCCUUUUACCUUGACAUUGAACUUAGGGUCCGCGUUUAGGUUUCGAAAAAUGCGUUUAGGUUUCGAAAAAUGCUCAUAAUUUCUAUAAAAGCGUUUAUCGGGGGGGGGGGGGUAUAUGUAAUCCUAUGGAGACAGCUCGUGUUGGUAUCAUUAUUUGUAAAUAAACAUAGGGAUAACUAGAGGUCACAGCUCAAGAUUACUUUCUAGACUUCCCGAUAACCGUUGGUCCGACGGCCAAGACCUACAGACCUUGAGUGGGUCUUAUAUUCAUUUAACAAAGAAUUAGCACGACCGUCCGACAGCUUUUUGAAUAAUAUAUCCUAUAUGUUACUGACGAAAACAAACUUAUAUCUGAGCAAUCGAAUGCACGUCCAAAAUAAUUUGUUUCGUAUUUGAAGAUAUCCAAAGGAUGUGACAGUUUGACAUCACCUGGGCGUAUUACACAUGACAACGUUAUUUCAUUUAAGUCACCUUUAUAACGUAUGCAAUUAAAAAUGUAGGGUUUUUAUCACAGCCUUAAUAAAUCUCAACACAAAUGACAACUAUGUUAUUUAUACAGCAUAAGAGUAUUAAGUGAACAUUUAAAAAUGGAAUUAGUUUUUACUAUUUGUAUAGUCAGACAGUAUAUGAUAUUAAUUUAAAUAACCAGUAUAAUAAUCAUAAUAAUAUACCAACAUAUUGUUAAAUUAUCUAUGAAUAAAAACAACAAACAAAAACACAUUUGAAUUAAAACAUCGCAAAAAAAGACGCCACUGUUAACAUAAGUAUAUGCAUACGGUAAUAUUAGUCUGAUACAUUCAUUUGUAUUCGGUUAAUUUGAAAAGGUUGUCGAACCAAAUGUCUGACGCUUUUUUUAGCUUUAGGGAAGUCUGACUUUGGGGGGGGGGGGGGGGGUCAACAAAUUUACCAUGGUUUUUGUAUUCUCUGUUCUUCAAAUGUUAUAAUAAUUACCCUCUAACGUUUUUCUAUAUGAUUGCAUGUGUGUGUUAAUAUCUUAUUGUGUACCAUUUUUAAACUCGAUUUUAUAAUGACUUUUGUAUUUUCCAUCAAUGAAAUAAAGUUAUUUCUAAUACUCUAUGCAGACGAUCAAGUUUUAUUUGCGACUUCACCCGCCGCGUUACAAUCUAUGCUAAAGGACAUUGAAAUAUACUGCAAUACAUGGAAAUUAAAGAUAAACACCUUAAAAACAAAAAUCAUGAUAUUUGAAAGAAGCACCAGAUAUACGAAUAUAGAUUUCUUCUUAAACAACGAAAAGCUCGAAAUUGUCAAUUCCUUUAAAUACUUAGGGGUCAAUUUCUUUAAAAACGGAAACUGGAACAGAACUCAAAAGAACAUCUCAGAACACGCAUCAAAAGCUAUGCAUAAAUUAUUUUCCGUGUUCAAUCAAUAUGAAUUUAAAUUAAAAGAGAAACUCAAAUUAUUUGAUGUAUUAAUAUCCCCAAUUCUCAAUUAUUCUGCUGAAGUUUGGGGUAAUCAUAUGGCAAAAGACAUAGAACUAAUACAUUCAAAAUUUUUACGCAAAUUAUUGUGUGUAAAAACAUCAACCAAUCUUGUAGGAUUAUACGGAGAACUAGGUAGGAUCCCGAUGCAUGAACACAGAAAAAUUAUUAUGUUCCGAUAUUGGAUAAAAAUCUUAAAUUUAAAUGAAAAUAGUAUUCUAAAACAAGUUUAUCUCCUAUUGAAAAACGACGCCGACAACGGAAUCAAUUAUAACAAAAACAAUUGGGCGUCACAAAUAAAAGAAAUGUUAGAACAAUUAGGGUUAACAAAUUUAUGGAUUAAUCAAGAACGUAUUACUAUAUCAUUAGAGAGCAUAAAAAUUAGAAUAUUAGAUCAAUUUAAACAAAAUUGGUUAAGUAACAUUAAUCAAUCUGGCAGACUUAGCACAUAUUGUAUGUUUAAAACCAAAUUUGAAUUUGAACCGUAUUUGCACAUAAUCAAACAAAAUAAAUAUAGAAUAGCACUAAGUAAAUUCAGACUAUCAUCGCAAAAUCUAGAAAUUGAACAAGGACGUUACUAUAAUAUAGAGAGAGCAGAACGAAAAUGCAAAAUAUGUUGUACAAAUUUAAUAGAAAACGAAUAUCACUUCAUGUUAACAUGCCCACUAUACUCACAUCUAAGAAGAAAAUACUUCAAAUUAUAUUACUGUAGAUGGCCAACAUUAACCAAAUUUAAAUCGCUCAUGUCAACUACAAAUAAAUGUGAACUUCUUCAAAUUGCAAAAUAUAUUUACGAUGCAAGUAGACUAAGAGAAGAACUCGUAAGCAUGUAACUUUCUGACAAAAAAAUAAAUAAUUAUCAUUGCUUCAAACGUCAAUGAAAAUUGAAUUACUAAUUGACUUAACUAAUUGUCUGUAUAUAUGUACAUUAUUCAACUUUUCGCAUCGAUAACAUACAUCAUUUUAUUUGUUGAGAGUGUAUGUGAUAUACUAGUUUUACUAUGUUAAUGUAUAUAUAUGCACAUUAGUCAACAUUUUUCAUCGAUAACAUGUACCAUUUAUACUAUGCUGUAUAUGUGAAAUAUUGGUACCAUUAAUACUGCAUUGUAUAUGUGAAAUAUUGGUUUUACUAUAUCGAUAGUAAAAAUAGUUUUUCUCAUUAUGCCAAAAGCAUGCACUAUUGUAAUAUUUAUAUAUUCUAAAUAGUUUUCUUAAUAUACCAAAAAGCGAUUUCGGUAUAUUAUGUUUAUGUUAACAAAUAAAUAUUUAAUGACCAUCAAGCACUAACAUUGCAUUCACGAUCUUUGACCUGUAUUACUAAUAUCUUUCUUCCUCUGUAUUCAACUAACAAUCACAGCAAUCUUUACCUGAAGAAUUACCAUUUGCUUUAUCUAAUUGUAGGCUAGAAGCUUAUUUGUAGCUUAAUUGCCGAAAUAAAUGUUGUUGUUGUUGUUGUUGUUGUUGUAUUCAUGGAUUAUUUAAAACGUACAUUACCCAUGUUUGUGUCAACUUGAUACUGUUCACGAUUAUACUAACAGUAAACGGUCACUCAUAUAUGUUGUAGGUAAAUUAUUCAAUUUUGAAUAUAUGUGUUUUAAAUUGAAUAUUCUA
Dreissena polymorpha is the source of this 15341-nucleotide messenger RNA. RefSeq lists its product as uncharacterized. NCBI's taxonomy places the organism in Eukaryota, Metazoa, Mollusca, Bivalvia, Myida, Dreissenidae. The record is from RefSeq and is a predicted model, not a curated record. The coding region runs from base 259 to 3084 and encodes 941 amino acids. The transcript is spliced from 2 exons.